Messenger RNA from Xyrichtys novacula (pearly razorfish), 1443 nucleotides. The record is from the annotation of a GenBank genome assembly. NCBI's taxonomy places the organism in Eukaryota, Metazoa, Chordata, Actinopteri, Labriformes, Labridae.
CUCUUGGCUUCAGAGAGCGAGACGAGCGAGGUCACAGUCCUCACAUCCCGUCCUUGAAAGGAUUUUAAACCACCUCUUGCCUCAGCACCGUCCACCCUUGGGUGCAACUGCUGCAAGCAUGAUUAAGAAGAUGUCCCCAUCCGAGAAUGAGUUCGACAUCCCCGCCAAGAAUUGCCACAGGAUGGUGAUUCUGGGCUCCACCAAAGUUGGAAAGACGGCGAUCAUCUCUCGGUUCCUGAACGAGAGGUUUGAUGAUCAGUACACGCCAACUAUUGAGGACUUUCACAGGAAAUUCUACAGCAUCAGGGGAGACGUUUACCAACUGGACAUACUGGACACAUCUGGAAACCAUCCCUUCCCUGCAAUGAGGAGGCUUUCAAUUCUUACUGGUAAGUUGAGCUUUGAGAAAGAUUUCACUGUAAAAGCAUGCUGCUGUUUGCAGAAUUCAUUGGCUGUAUUCAGAUGUCAUUAUUUGGUAUUAAAUCUGUUCCCUCUUCUGCUUUCCAGGUGAUGUUUUCAUCUUGGUAUUCAGCCUGGAUAACAGAGACUCCUUCCAGGAGGUGCAGCGCCUGAAGCGCCAGAUCUACGAGACCAAGUCCUGCCUGAGAAACAAAACCAAGGAGAACGUGGAUGUCCCGCUUGUCAUCUGCGGCAACAAGUGUGACAGAGACUUUUACCGAGAAGUGCGGGAGGAGGAGAUCGAGCAGCUGGUCAGUGGAGAAGAGCACUGCGCGUACUUUGAGAUCUCAGCGAAGAAGAACACCAACGUAGACCAAAUGUUUCAGACUCUCUUUACACUGGCCAAACUGCCGAACGAGAUGAGCCCCGAUCGCCACUGCAAAGUCACCCUGCAGUACUGCGAGGUCCUGCACAGAAAGUCCUUCAGAAGCAAGAAGUGCAAGGACGGGAACGCGUAUGGUGUUGUGGCGCCGUUUGCGCGGAGACCCAGCGUGCACAGUGACUUGAUGUACAUAAAGGAGAAAGCUGUCGGAGGAGGUCAGGCCAAAGAGAGGGGCUGCAUCAUCUGCUGACGCUCUUUUUUUUUUUUGCUUAAGAGACUUUCUGAGAGACUUUCCAGAGCCGAAGUGGGCACCAGUCUUUCUGCAUUCAGGGCGCAGCAGCCCAGACACUGUAGGCUUCAGCCUCUGAGUCCACACUGGCAUAAUGUGAUCCAAAUCCUGCUGAGACACACACACACACACACGGAGAAAGUAGCUGAGCUCCUGUGUGAUGCAGUGCUGAAAAUGCUGUAAAAUCUGCCUCUACAUUAGCUUGCCGGGAAUGGCAAUGGAAAUAAAAGUUUACAUUAGUUAUUUUUUUUACUUGGUGGUACUUGAAUGUGUGUUGCAUUAUGAACAAAUUCUAUUAUGAAUGUUUAUUUAUUAUGUCUACGUCAUUUUUGCAAAAAAAAGAGAAAUAAAACCGAUUGCUACUUUCAUAAAA